Messenger RNA from Vombatus ursinus (common wombat), 2477 nucleotides. It is a transcript of the gene NXF1, whose product is annotated as nuclear RNA export factor 1. Gene Ontology annotation, biological process: poly(A)+ mRNA export from nucleus. Gene Ontology annotation, molecular function: RNA binding; protein binding. The transcript has 21 exons. The record is from RefSeq and is a predicted model, not a curated record. Bases 82 to 1956 code for a protein of 624 amino acids. Gene Ontology annotation, cellular component: nucleus; cytoplasm. NCBI's taxonomy places the organism in Eukaryota, Metazoa, Chordata, Mammalia, Diprotodontia, Vombatidae.
GGCGCAGGCGCGGAGCAGCCCCGAGCGGCCGAGGGGCUUCGUCGUUUGUCAGAGCCGGUGUCUGGCGUCCCCCGGCUCGUCAUGGCGGACGAAGGCAAAUCGUACAUCGAGCACGAUGACCGUGUUGGGGGUAGCUUCCCCCAAAGACGGAAGAAAGGCCGGGGCCCCUUCCGGUGGAAAUACGGCGAGACAAAUUCACGGCCUCGAAACCGAGGUGGCCCUGGACCCCGAGCUUCCCGCGUGGAGGAGGAUGAUGGGGAUGUUGCCAUGAGUGAUGCUCAGGAUGGGCCCCGAUCCCGGUACACACCUUACAACUCACGACCUAACCGGAGAGGAGGAGAUAAUUGGCACGACCGAGACAGAAUUCAUGUCACCGUGCGCCGAGACAGGCCUGGCCAAGACAGAGGUGGCGCCGCCGGCUCCAGCCUCGAUGCGGCCCCCAAAAACUGGUUCAGAAUCACGAUCCCUUACGGCAGAAAGUACGACAAGUCAUGGUUGUUGAACUCCAUCCAGAGCAAAUGCAGUGUCCCCUUCAAUCCUGUUGAGUUUCACUAUGAGAACACCCGGGCCCAGUUCUUCGUGGAAGACGCCAGCACUGCGUCUGCCCUCAAGGCUGUGAAUCACAAGAUUUUGGACCGAGAUAACCGAAAGAUAUCAGUCAUCAUCAACCCAUCUGCCCCACCCACGUCGGUGCAGAAUGAGCUCAAGCCUGAGCAGGUGGAGCAGCUCAAGUUUGUCAUGAGCAAGCGCUACGACGGCUCCCAGCAGGCCCUGGAUCUGAAGGGCCUCCGCACAGACCCAGACUUGGUGGCCCAAAACAUUGACGUCAUCCUGAAUCGCAGAAACUGCAUGUCCGCCUCCCUGCGGAUCAUCGAGGAGAACAUCCCCGAGCUGCUGUCACUGAAUCUGAGCAACAACCGCCUGUAUAGGCUAGAUGAUCUGGCCGAGAUUGUGCAGAAGGCACCAAACCUCAAGAUCCUGAACCUUUCUGGGAAUGAACUGAAGUCAGAACGAGAGCUGGACAGGGUGAAGGGGCUGAAGCUGGACGAGCUGUGGCUUACCGGGAACCCCUUGUGUGACGCUUUCCGGGACCAGUCGUCCUACAUUAGCGCCAUCCGGGAACGCUUCCCCAAAUUGCUUCGUCUGGACGGCCAUGAGUUGCCCCCCCCAAUUGCCUUUGAUGUGGAAGCUCCUACUACGCUCCCGCCCAGCAAGGGCAGCUACUUCGGAUCAGAAAACCUGAAGGCCAUGGUCCUGUACUUCCUGCAGCAGUAUUAUUCUGUGUAUGACUCUGGAGACAGGCAAGGGCUUCUGGACGCUUACCACGACCAGGCUUGCUGCUCCCUCAGCAUUCCCUUCAGCAUCCAUAACUCGGCUCGGGGCAGCAUGAGUGAGUACUUCAAAGAUAGCAGGAACGUGAAGAAGCUCAAAGACCCCACCCUGCGGUUCCGACUGUUGAAGCACACGCGUCUCAAUGUCGUGGCCUUCCUCAACGAGCUCCCCAAGACCCAGCAUGACGUGAACUCUUUUGUGGUGGAUAUCUGCGCCCAGACGGAAACGCUACUGUGCUUUGCUGUGCAUGGGGUCUUCAAGGAAGUGGAUGGAAAAUCCCGCGACUCUGUCCGAGCAUUCUCCCGAGUGUUCAUCGCUGUCCCCUCGAAUAAUGCUGCCAGGCUCUGUAUUGUGAAUGACAAGCUCUUCAUAAGAAAUGCCACCACCGAUGAAAUCCGCCGAGCCUUUGUCAUGCCAGCCCCGACCCCCUCCUCCAGCCCCGUGCCUACUCUCUCCCCAGAACAACAAGAGAUGUUACAGACCUUUUCGACCCAGUCUGGCAUGAACCUGGAAUGGUCACAAAAGUGCCUUCAGGACAAUGAUUGGGACUUUGCUCGAGCAGCCCAGGUCUUUACACAGCUCAAGGCUGGUGGCAAGAUCCCCGACGUGGCGUUUCUCAAGUGACUCCUGAAGCAGCAACCCCUGCCCCUGUCCCUUGCUUCCACCUCCCCUGGCCUGGGGCCAAUGUUAUGACUGUGAACAAGGGCUGAGAAAGCCCUGGUCUCCCUUGUUAGGAAAAUGUUGGGGAAGACUCCACCUGCGCUGCCACCAGCACCGGCGCCCUCUCGGAAGCCAAAGCUUUGUCUGUAGGACUGAGACACUAAACCGUUGCAGGCCAGACGUCCGAGCACUCCGCCAGCUGGAGUCUUUUGUUCUCCUUUUGAUGAUAAAGAGUGAAGUCUUACUUUGUGUUGUCUGUAGCCAGAAGUGUUACUUUUCCUGUUGAUGCCUGCUGCUGUGGGGGAGCCGGCUCACUUGUCUGUCUCCCAGUCAAGGCUGGGCCAUCCCAGCUCCAAAAGUGUUCCUGUGGUCUAGCUGUUCUGUUCAUUCCCUUGUUUCGCUUGCCCCGUUUCCUGAUGUCAGCUCCUAGCUCCUUCCUUUUUAAUUCUGUUUGUUUGUCAAUAAAUAUUGAUAAGAGCUAGAAA